Messenger RNA from Talaromyces amestolkiae, 900 nucleotides. RefSeq lists its product as uncharacterized. The transcript has 2 exons. NCBI's taxonomy places the organism in Eukaryota, Fungi, Ascomycota, Eurotiomycetes, Eurotiales, Trichocomaceae. The record is from RefSeq and is a predicted model, not a curated record. The coding region runs from base 1 to 900 and encodes 299 amino acids.
AUGCAGGCCUUGAUUAGGCUUGCUUGUGAUCUAGCCGCCGCACUUUGCGGCCUUAUUUAUCUCAUGUACAUCACCUUCAGGUUGAGGCGGCAGAUGGAAGAAUCCGUGAAAGUGACCGUUGCAGCCCUGAAAACUCUUGCACAACCGAGCAUUUACACUUUCACGGAGUCCGCUAUUCGAAAUGCCAUCUAUCUCUGGCUCGUCAACCGAAUCAUUUUGCUUGGCGAAAACUACGCAACAGCGUGGGGCGUUUUUAAUACAAUUCGAUGGGGUCUCAUUAUGGUUCCAGUCCAGACUCUUGAGGCAUCAACACUAACGUUUGUUGGACACAACUGGGGGAGAUGGCGAGCGCGUGUAGGUGUCGAGAUACGUCAGCCUAAAGCAUCUAGAGCUGAAAUCUUUGGUAUGGACAGUGACCUAUAUUUGAUUAAAUUAGCUAAUGGUUAUGAUUGGGAAGAAAUGAUUCGCCCUGCCCUCAUAUCAUGCUGCGUGGCACUGGUUGUUGAAGUGAUCAUUUGCAUUGCACUUUCUACCCAUGGUGUGCAGACUUUCGCCUAUUUCCUAUCUGGUUCUGAAGUUGUUGCUCAAAUCACGCAGAUGAUGUGGAAGGCCAUCGACUGGACAUAUAUUUUCUAUGCUUUGAAUUAUCAACUGGCUGCCAUUCUCCUUGCGACGUCCCCACGUUGGUAUUUGUACCAGGCCCUCGGUUCGAACUUCCUCUGGAUGUUGCCGUGGGCAAUUGUCGUUACUAAGGUUUCGUUUCCGGAAGCUAUCGCAUGGACUUACUAUGCUAUUAUUUUUGGUGGUGCUCUAGUCUUCGAUUUCAUUGAUGUCAGCAUAACACUACUAAUCUGGGCUCUUGGAUUGUCGAAGGGGAGAAUCAAAGUUAACGUCAUAUGA